Vicia villosa (hairy vetch) is the source of this 3612-nucleotide messenger RNA. RefSeq lists its product as uncharacterized. The coding region runs from base 132 to 3065 and encodes 977 amino acids. Gene Ontology annotation, biological process: proteolysis. NCBI's taxonomy places the organism in Eukaryota, Viridiplantae, Streptophyta, Magnoliopsida, Fabales, Fabaceae. The transcript has 11 exons. Gene Ontology annotation, molecular function: cysteine-type peptidase activity. The record is from RefSeq and is a predicted model, not a curated record.
UAAAUUCCGCUUUUAGAUCGGUUAAGCCGUAACGUCGUAAAACGUUUUUGCAAAGUUCACUGACGAACUUAAUUCCAAACCCCAACCGAUUUAAAAAACACAAAUUCCAGUUAACAACCGCACUGCGAUUCAUGAAAACCCCCACCGGAACUCGACCUUCUCCGUCCACCGGACACGAAGACGGCUGGUCCGACGAGGCCACGUUCACACUCAUCGACGUCUGGGGCAAACUUUACAAGAAGCUUAACCAAAAAAAUUUCCUUCAGUCUCACUGGAAGGAGGUCGCAAAAGCCGUUAACAACCAUCACGGCCACGACAGAAAAACGCGCCGCACUUACGUUCAGUGCAAAAGCCGAAUCAACACGCUCAAGAAGAAGUAUACGACCGAGAAGGCUAGGGUUUCUGAUUCCAGCGGUUACGAUAAUGUAUGGCCGUUUUUCGAGAAACUUGAUUCGUUCAUUGGAGAUAAUUUACCGCCGAAGAAUCUCUCUUCGCCGUUUGAUCCUCCCGUUGAGGUUCCGUCAUGGGUGCUCGCGCCGGUCGGUCGUCGAUCUGGCACUCAGAGUCAAAGCAGUCAGAAACAACCCGUGCCAGCGACAUCGUCCUCUUUCAAGAGCUUGGAUGAAUCACGUUUUUGCAGGAAUUUAGCUGCCUUUGCGGCUGCUGCAGCCGCGGAAGCAGAGAUUGAUGAUUCGAAUUCGGAUAAUUCAGAUUCGGAUGUGUUGGAGUUGAGCAAUGAGAGCAAGAAGAGGAAGAGAGGAAGAAAUGAUAAUUCAGAUUCAGAAGAGUUGGAGUUGAGCAAUGACAUAGAGGUUGCAAGUGCUACAGAGAACUUUAGUGAGAUACAUGAGAGAGUGGACUCAUCAAAGCAGAGAAAAAGUGUGGCUUUGGAGAAACAGAAGAUGCAAUUUUCAAAGGAUUCUCAGAGGAUGCAGCUUCCGAAAAGCAACAACUCAAAACACAUGGAUGAUCUGUCACAUCCUUCCCGAAGUGGGCUGGAUACUCAGUCUACCAAUAGAAAGGGUAAACGUGGUGCCACACUAAUGAAAAAGUUAGCACUUGACCGUACUGAUGGACAAAGGAUAUCGAUUGAAUUUGAUCAAUCAAUUGGAAAACCGUUAGGGGAAAACAAGCACAAGUUCAAGAGUUAUGUGGGUUUCCUUGGUCGAAGCAAAGUCAGUAUUUUGACGGAGGAUUGGGAUUCUGUAGAUGAGGACGUGAAGAACGACAUUUGGACAUCCAUCCUGGAAGUAUGGGAUGUUCCUAAUUCUGAGUUCUUGCGAAAGAAAUGGAUUUCAUAUGCAGGAGAACGUUGGAGGGCAUUUAAGAAUACUUUGACUUCUAGAUAUAUACAUGGGGAUCUUAGUGAUGAAUCUCCUCUUGAGGUCUAUAAUUUUCUUAACGAAGAAAUAUGGCAGGCGUUUGUUCAAAUGCGGCUGGACCCUUCCUUUCAGGAGAAAAGAAAGAAAGCGCAAAUGGUCUCGGCCCAUAAUAAACACCCUCAUAGAUUGUCUCGUGGAGGGUAUGAGUUGCUCCAGGAGAAGAUGAUUCAAGAGAAAUUAAAAGAAAAACAAGAAUCAUUGGGAGAUUCAGUAGUUGCACCUCCAUCUCCACCAGCACGCCACGAGCAAUGGAAGAGAGCCCGACAAAAGCCAUCAGGAGAUUACAUAACAGAGGACACACGCAUUGUUGCUGAGAAAAUUGAUUCUCUAGUUGAAAAAACAUCUCAAGGAGCUUUUGUUCCACAAGGACGUAAAGAUAUUUUGGUAGAAGCCCUUGGCCAACCUGAGCACCCUGGCCGUGUUCGUGGUGUUGGUCGAGGUGUCGGUAUUCUGCAAUACUUUGGACCACAUUCACGUAAUGCCUCCACCCCGCCUGUUAUUAGUAGCAAACAAAUAGAGGCCAUAAAAAUGGAGCUCACUCAACAGAUUAAAGAGGAAUUGAUGCAAGAUCUGACAUCUAUGGGUUUCUCUAAGAAUUUCCCAACUUGUCCUCCUAAUACCGUUGUACCUGGGAGCCCGAAGAAUAGUCACUCUACUGUGCUGUCUAUACCAGAAGAGGAUGAAAUCCCAGAACAAUGUGAACUGUAUGUUGAUAAUUUAAUUCAUGCCGUGGCAUAUGGUACUGUUUACAAGUUAGGACCCACCAUACAUAAGCAAUUGCUUGAAAAGGAUUCGGUGAGGGUGGUGGUUAACGAGGUCCUAGAUGCAAACGCUCAGGUGCCUAUACCCACUGAUGAGGUGGAAACGGUUGGGCAUGCCCUUAACAAUUUCAUUCAAUGGCCGACAAGACUUGUGCAAAUUGUUUCUGAUAAGGAUGUUGAUGGAUCUGGGAAUGAGGACGUCUCACCCAAAAGGCUGGACCCUCAAUUAGAUUCUGUUCAACAAUUGGUUUUAAAGGCGAUGGGUAUGUCAGAAUCUAUAAAGCUCGAAUUAGAACACGAUAGAAUGAAGUUUCUUUGGCUCUCACAAAGAGAUAUUAUAGAGUUGUGUAUGGGUAAACAAGAGUUAUCCAUAACUAUUUUACGAUUGUGGUUAACGUAUUUGAAUCGCCUUUCUAUUAAUGUGGGUAAGGGUGACUUGUAUGGGUUUAUUGAUCCAUGUUUUAUUCAAAAUCAACACAAUCCAUCUAAAGCUGAAGCCUACAUACAGAAUAAGUUUUACAAUGAUAAAAAAGAGUGUUACCUAGCUCCGUAUCACAGCAAUCGUCAUUGGCAAUUGCUCAUUAUUUGUCCUAAGAAGAAUCAUGUAGUAUUCCUAUGUUCUUUGGAAAGAAAGCCGGAUAAAAAUAUUAUUCACACUGUAGAUUCAGCUUUGGAGGGAUAUCUUAAGCUGCAAGGAGUUCAAAAUAAGAAGCCAGUAUGGACUGUUCCAGUUUGUCAAAGACAACCUGACAAUUACAAGUGCGGCUACUAUAUUAUGAUACAUAUGUUGAACAUUGUAUCUAAUGGUAUUAUUGAUCCAUGGAAAAAGAAGUUAUUUGGAAAUCCAGAACCAUUCCAUGAAGAUGAACUUAUAAACGUCCGACAACGUUGCGCAAGUUUUAUUCUUGAGUACAUUAUAUGAAUUAAAAAUUUGUCUCUUCACUAUUUUGUUAACAGAGUGGAGUAUGCUUUAGUUGACACUUGACUAUUUUGUUACUGUUUUGAGUUGUGAAUGGUAGUACUCGAAAAACAGAUUUCGAUCUGAUGGAUUUCAGGCCAUUUGAAGGAUAUGUGGCACUGGUCCUGUGAUAAACGAUGCCUUACAAAAAAGGGAGAAGAAAAGAUCUGUAUCAUGGAAAAGUUAAGUUAUACAGGAAAAUUUAGAACAAGAAAAAUUGUGUGUGGAAAAGAAGAAGAAACAAUUUUGAUGUUUACAAUGACUAAUAUUCUGAGAUUUUAUUUCGAGAUCAAUGAAGUAAUAUAUAGUGUUCAUUUGCGAGUGUUCCAUGUAAUCUUGGUGUUGUUGUAUUAAAUAGUAAGUUAUAGUAUGAGUCUGAUUUCAAUUUAAAAUGUCAUUUAGUUUUGAUUUCAAUUUGUCAUGCUUAACCUAUGUUAAACUCGGGUCCUGGACAUUUCCAUUUCAAUUAUGACAAUUGCAUAAUUUGUUUACUCCAUUUAUUAUUUAAAAA